Mesocestoides corti is the source of this 2115-nucleotide messenger RNA. The record is from the annotation of a GenBank genome assembly. NCBI's taxonomy places the organism in Eukaryota, Metazoa, Platyhelminthes, Cestoda, Cyclophyllidea, Mesocestoididae.
AUGUCCUCUCGCCAUCGCAUUGAUAUCGGUCAUCCUUUCAGCCCACGUUACUUUGAUAUCUUCCGGAAACGGAUUCAACUUCCCGUUUGGGAAUACAAGGAACAGUUCCUAAAAGCACUAACUGACAACCAAGUUACUGUGCUUGUUGGCGAGACGGGGUCUGGCAAAACCACACAAAUUCCCCAGUGGUGCCUAGAAUGGCUGAAAUCGCGUUAUGCCUCGAAGAAGUGUGUUGCGUGCACACAGCCGCGUCGUGUUGCUGCAAUGUCUGUCGCCCAGCGCGUGUCCGAAGAAAUGGACUGCCAGCUUGGUAACCAUGUGGGCUACAGCAUUCGUUUCGAAGAUUGCACAUCAAAUAAUACUGUGUUGAAAUACAUGACAGACGGUAUGCUCCUUCGAGAAGGCAUGUCCGACCCGCUGCUAGAAAACUAUGGCGUCAUCCUAUUGGACGAGGCGCACGAGCGCACUCUUGCCACAGACAUUCUUAUGGGUUUGCUUAAAGAGAUUAUAGGUCAGCGGCCCGACUUAAAGAUAGUGGUAAUGAGUGCAACUCUUGACGCCGGCAAAUUUCAGGAUUACUUCGACAAUGCGCCUUUGCUUACGGUGCCCGGUAGGACGCAUCCAGUGGAGAUCUUCUACACUCAGGAACCUGAAAGAGACUACUUGGAGGCAGCUAUUCGAACCGUCAUUCAAAUACACAUGUGCGAAGAAAGUGAGGGAGAUAUUUUACUGUUCUUAACCGGUCAAGAGGAGAUUGAAGAGGCAUGCAAACGCAUUCAGCGCGAGGUCGAGUCUCUUGGACCGGAGGCUGGCGAACUACGGUGUAUUCCGCUCUACUCCACUCUCCCACCUAACCUGCAACAGCAAAUCUUCGAUCCUCCACCACCUCGACGGAAAAAUGGGGCAGCUGGAAGAAAGGUUGUGGUAUCCACAAACAUUGCUGAGACGUCUCUCACCAUCGAUGGCGUCGUGUUUGUGAUCGACCCCGGUUUCGCCAAGCAGAAGGUGUACAACCCUCGCAUCCGCGUCGAAUCGCUCCUCGUCACGGCCAUUAGCAAGGCCUCGGCGCAGCAAAGGGCCGGCCGUGCUGGUCGUACGCGUCCAGGGAAGUGCUUCCGCCUCUACACGGAACGAGCCUACCGUCAGGAGAUGCAGGACAACACCUACCCCGAGAUCCUGCGCUCCAACCUCGGAACUGUGGUGCUCCAGCUAAAAAAACUGGGCAUCGACGAUCUCGUCCACUUCGACUUCAUGGACCCACCAGCUCCGGAGACACUUAUGCGAGCCCUGGAGCUGUUGAACUACCUAGCUGCCUUAGAUGAUGAUGGCAACCUGACGGAUCUGGGUAGCAUGAUGGCGGAGUUCCCGCUUGAUCCACAACUGGCGAAGAUGGUUAUCGCCUCGUGUGACUACAACUGCUCCAAUGAAGUUCUGAGUAUUACUGCUAUGCUCUCGGUGCCCCAGUGUUUCGUUCGGCCAGCUGAUGCCAAGAAGGCCGCUGACGAGGCAAAAAUGCGGUUCGCUCACAUCGAUGGCGACCAUUUGACCUUGCUCAAUGUUUACCACGCGUUUAAACAAAACCACGAGGAUCCCCAGUGGUGCUACGAUAAUUUCAUCAAUCUGCGAUCUCUCAAGUCGGCGGACAACGUGCGAGUCCAGCUGUCUCGCAUCAUGGACCGGUUCUCCCUCCGACGUUCAAGCACCGAAUUCACCUCACGUGACUACUACCUCAACAUUCGCAAGGCUCUCGUUUCUGGCUUCUUCAUGCAGAUUGCACACUUGGAACGGACCGGCCACUACUUGACAGUGAAGGACAAUCAGGUCGUACAGCUGCAUCCCUCGACAGUGCUCGACCACAAACCUGAAUGGGUUCUGUACAACGAGUUCGUGCUCACCACCAAGAACUACAUCCGCACCGUCACCGAAGUCAAACCUGAUUGGUUGAUACGUAUUGCGCCACAGUACUACGACAUGGCCAACUUCCCUGAAUGCGAGGCAAAACGCAUCCUUGAGAGGUGCGCGCAUCGGAUUGCACAGCGCCAGCAAAAGAAGCAGGAACAACAACAGCAGCAACAGCAAGAAGGUGAGGUGGCGGACCGAGAGGCCCAGCAAUAG